GGAGUGAAGAAUGAACUGAAGAGUAGCGGAGCGGAAGAGGAGAGGAGGGGGAGAAGAGCCGUUCACUCCCAUUGAUCCAGUAUCGAGGGCUCCUGCGGUAAAGAUGCAGGCUGUUGCUGCUGUGGCUCUGAUUGUGCUGAGUGUUUUCUUCAGUCUGGACUGCCUGUCUGCCCACCGCUCCAAACCAAUCCAGAGUGACAGAAACAUUGAGAAUGAUGAGACAAAACCGAAGAAGAACCAGCCGCACAUUAUUUUCAUCCUCAUAGAUGACCAGGGCUUCAACGACAUUGGCUACCACAACCCGACCAUCAAGACUCCCACUCUGGACAAACUGGCGGCGGAGGGCGUGAUUCUGGAGAACUAUUAUGUUCAGCCCAUCUGCACGCCGUCACGCAGCCAGCUCAUCACCGGCAGAUAUCAGAUCCACACGGGACUGCAACACUCCAUUAUCAGACCCAGCCAGCCGAGCUGUCUGCCUUCACACAUGGACACUCUGCCUGAGAGGCUCCGCGAGGCCGGCUACACCACACACAUGGUGGGAAAGUGGCACCUGGGCUUCUACAGGAAGGGGUGCCUGCCCACCAGAAAAGGUUUUGACAGUUUCUUUGGUUCUUUGACAGGAAGUGUGGAUUACUACAGUUAUGGGUCCUGUGAUGGCCCUGGGUUGUGUGGGUAUGAUCUCCAUGACGACGAAGGCGUGGCAUGGGGCCAGGAGGGAAAGUAUUCCACUACGCUUUUUACACAAAGAGCUCGCAAAAUCCUCGAGAGUCACAACCCUACAGACAGGCCGCUGUUCCUGCUGCUCUCCCUCCAGGCAGUUCACACUCCCCUACAGACUCCUAAGUCCUACAUCUACCCGUACCGUGACAUGGCUAACAUCGCUAGAAGGAAGUUUGCAGCCAUGGUGUCCACAGUGGACGAGGCGGUCCGAAACGUCACCUACGCUCUGAGAAAGUAUGGAUACUACCGGAACAGCAUCAUCAUCUACUCCACAGACAACGGUGCCCAGCCAUUCACAGGAGGGAGCAACUGGCCGUUACGAGGCCGAAAGGGUACGUAUUGGGAAGGUGGAAUGCGAGGAGUGGCGUUUGUGCACAGCCCGCUGUUAAAACGCAGGAGACGUGUCUCCAAAGCACUUCUGCACAUUACUGACUGGUUCCCCACACUGGUGGGCCUGGCCGGGGGAAACACCAGCCAGAGUCACGGCCUGGAUGGUUUUGACGUUUGGCCCACCAUCAGCGAAGGAAAGGAGUCACCUCGUCACGAGAUCCUGCACAACAUCGACCCUCUACACAAACCUCUCGCUCAAACCAUGAACUGGGACGUCAGCACAGAGGAAGAAUCGGUAAACAAACCAAAAGGCCCAAAGAAGCCAAAGAAGAAGAAGAUUCUGAGGCAGAAACCAAAGCAGAAAUCAGCGUUUAAGGUGAAGACCCCCAAGUUACCUCAGACAUUUUCCCAUCAUGCUGCUAAAACUAAACCCAAUCCUAAAUCCAAGCCCUUUCCCAAACUGAAGCUUAAGCCCCUCCCAAAAUCAAAACCCAAACCCAAGACCAAAGUCUACCCUCAGAGCCAGAGACCGUCACAUUACAGUCCACAUCUGGAGUCCCAGUCCAGUGGAGCUCCCUCAGUGUCAGGAACAUCUCGUCCUAAAAGUCACCCUCAGAACAAAUCACUAAAGUCAAAAAGUUUAAAGUCAAAAUCCAGGCGUUAUAUAUCGCACAACCACAACCUGUCACGGACAAGACCAUCUCAGCCAAAAUCUAAGAUGAAGCUCAAAGUACAUUUAAAGUCAAAGUCCAGACGGACGUUAUCCCAACACCAGAAUAUGUCCCAACCAGGGACGCCGCAGCAAAAAUCACAUCCUAUGCCCCAGUUAAAUCUCCAGCCGGUGUGGGACGCAUCAGUCCAGGCCGCCAUCAGGGUUGGAGACUGGAAGCUACUGACAGGAGACCCAGGCCACGGAGACUGGGUCCCCCCACAGGUACUUCCCAGUCUCCCUGGUCGCUGGUGGAACCUGGAACGUGCCAUCCUGCCGCUCCCCAAAUCCUCCAAACUUAAAAAUGUCUGGUUGUUCAACAUCACAGCCGACCCCUGCGAGCGGCAGGACCUGGCAGACCAGAGACCAGACGUGGUCCAGCAGCUAAUGGCCCGACUUGCCUACUACAACCAGACAGCCGUGCCUGUUUAUUUUCCGCCCGACGACCCUCGAGCUGAUCCCAGCCAGCACAGCGGAGCCUGGGUCCCCUGGGUGGACGACGGGGAGGACGAGGAGGGAAAAUAUCACGGAGUGUACAAGAAAGGUAAAAGUGGUAAGAAGAAAAAGAAGAAGCCAAAAUGCCCGCUGUGCAAGCUGCAGUCGUUCUUUCUGAAACUGAACACCAGGAUGAUGUCCAAUCGGAUCUGAGGUGUCGACCUCAUCCGGGAGCCAUGAAAUGAUUGUCUCAAAGACUUCAGGAUUUUUAAAUGUUUGUACGUUGUAGCAUCUUUGCUUCCUAAGUGAAAAAAGUGGUAUCUGUUAAUUCCACUACACUGAGUUGAAGCAAAACUUUUUCUGAAGCAUGUCCUUUCACUGGCUUCACUUCUCUACAUGUUCCUCUGAAAAUUAAGCGAAAACAGUUCAUGUACUGUCAAAUAUUUUGUCUAAGGUGACACCGACAGUCCAGCUGGAUCAGUAAGAACCUCAUGUGAAGAACACGAUUCAGGCUAUUCAAUGACUUUAUAAGGGUCAUUUCACUCAAAUUACAACGUAUUUUCUCACUAAUCCCUUGUGUUGUGGCCAUGAAGAUACUGUAGUUUCAAUUAGAAUUGCCAAAGUUUUGACAACAGUUGCUGCCAAGAUUGAUAGUUGCACUUCAGUAGAAAAUUGUUUCCCAUGUAAACUGCUGACAAUUAAACAAGGUGCAACUCCAGUUAGAGGUGAUCCCAUCUGCCUCUUCAACUUGUACUUAUAAUUUAAUCCUUUAUUGCAUCUUCUUACAUCUCUGGCUGCUGCUUUAUAUUUGUCCAUGUUUCCAGAUGGUUCUGGUUAUCAAUGGUUUCUGGUGUUGGAAUGAUCUGAAGGUCCACACAUUUUAACAAGACAGCUGUGUGGCCGGUUCUUCCAAACACAGGCAGCAGGAUUGGGACCGCACCUCACAAGAUACAGCUAACGGCAGGAAAAUGUAUUUGUGAUUUGAGUGAAGUGACCCUUUAAAUUCCUAUGUAUUCUGGCGGUGUGGUGGUUUUCUUUACUGUUAUGACGGCUGUUGCAGUUUCAGCACAGUCAUCUGAUUGAUGUGAUUUUAUAGAUUGUUUGUCCACUGUUUGUUUAUAAUUGUCUAUUUUUCUUUUUCCAAAUGUUCUUACUCACAAACUGACAGAGUUCUUGACACAAGGGCCGACACCAUGUGGCAUUAAGAUGUUUUUUACGCCGUGCAUAAUCUGAAUAUGUUUCUUAUAAAUAGAUAGACCAGAAUAUGUACAAAGUGAAACAGUUUUUAAUGUUUCAUUCUUAAACGUCCCAGAUUUGGGUUUGGAAACAAAUGUUUACUUGUGAAAGUGCAUGAUCAUGAUAAUUAUUUCUAUAAUUAUUUUUGUAGUUCUGCAAUUGUUUUUGUUUACUGUCUCUAUCACUACUACAACAAAAAUGAGGUUUUAAUAUUUUAACAUUUUUUGUUGCACAUCCUAGUGAACACAGGUCUUUCUAAUAUUUGUUGUUAAAUACAUGUGAUGUGUUGAUUUUCUUGGUGUGUUACUGUGGCUGAAACAGGCCUUUGGUUACUGUCGCUGUUUGAAUGUAUUGCCGACAGCGAGCAUAUUUUGACUAUGAAUUUACGGUAUUGUGUUUUUCAUUCACUACAUGCUUCUGUGAGGAGCAGAAACUGUCACUUGUUAUUUUACAUCUAUUCAGCCCUUUAUAGGACUAACAAAAUGUUAAUAUUUCAAUAUUUGUAAGCAUGUUCAAGACAUUAAGUGACAAAAUCGAGAGCCAAAUUAGAAACACGAGUUUUGUUUCAAAGGGACAGUUCAGCCCUAAAAUCAAGAAUACCUAUUUAUCAAUCCAGAUAGUUUUGAUGUGAGCUGCUGAGUGUCGGAGAUAUCAGCUGUAGAGACGUCUGCCUUCUCUCCAAUAUAAUGGAACUAGAGGGCACUCAGGCUGGGUGUUUAGAGCACCUCGAAAAACCAACCCGGUUACUGAAGAUAAUACCAAGACUUCUUGUGAGCAGUUUCAUUAAGGGACUAUUUUCUUUCCACCGAGCUAUAUCCCCCAACCGAAUCACUGCACAGAAGGAAGUGUUCAUCUACUGCUAGCUCACCUAGCACCACUAAGCUAACUAACUUAAAUACCAUUAAUGUUUAUUUUCACACUGUCACUAGCACGAGCCUCUUGUCCAUGAGUAGAUGCAUGCUUCU
This is a messenger RNA of Plectropomus leopardus (leopard coralgrouper), 4395 nucleotides long. Its product is annotated as arylsulfatase I-like. The record is from RefSeq and is a predicted model, not a curated record. NCBI's taxonomy places the organism in Eukaryota, Metazoa, Chordata, Actinopteri, Perciformes, Serranidae. Gene Ontology annotation, molecular function: sulfuric ester hydrolase activity.